Piliocolobus tephrosceles (Ugandan red Colobus) is the source of this 3851-nucleotide messenger RNA. It is a transcript of the gene GFI1, whose product is annotated as growth factor independent 1 transcriptional repressor. Gene Ontology annotation, biological process: regulation of transcription by RNA polymerase II. Bases 1322 to 2590 code for a protein of 422 amino acids. The record is from RefSeq and is a predicted model, not a curated record. Gene Ontology annotation, molecular function: DNA-binding transcription factor activity, RNA polymerase II-specific; RNA polymerase II cis-regulatory region sequence-specific DNA binding. NCBI's taxonomy places the organism in Eukaryota, Metazoa, Chordata, Mammalia, Primates, Cercopithecidae. The transcript has 7 exons.
AGGCCUGAGCGCGCGGACGGGCCGCCCCACCUCCCGCGCCAGCUGCAGCGCGGUGUUGCCUUCCCACGCGCUCGGCCCAGGCCCCGGGGCCCCUAUCUCCUCCAAGCUCUGUCCCUCCCCACAGGAACCAGCAAAGCGGGCCGGGGUGCGAGAGAGGCAUGGGCUUACAGCCCGGGUGGGAAGGCGGCCUCCGCGUCCGCCUGGUCUCUCGUGGCGCCAGCCCAGACCCAGCUCCGGCGCUGACAGUUACCCCGACCCCAUCUGUCCCGCUCCCAGCCAACGCGGGGCCAAGCCGCAGCGGGACCCUCGGGACAACGCCACUCCGUUUUUCUUUUCUUCCGAGUUUCGCUGCUGUUUAAAGAAUUUGGUUUGGGGUUUGUGGCGUCUAAUUGUACGGAUGAGAAGUGCAGGAGGCGGCAAAGCUCUAGCCCUGGGAGUCAACUCGGAGGGAGGCCGAUGGCACCCUCACCCCUAGGGGUAUUCUGGCGCUUAGGUAGCGGGAAACGUCGCUGGUGCCCCGCGACAGGUCCCAGGCGUCUUUUCUCCCAGGUCCACUCCCAUUCCUCCGGAGAAGGGGACACAAUGGGGCUGGGGAUCUGGGGCAGGGGGCCUGCACCCUACAGGGACCAAGGCCCCUACGUAGGACUCGUUUUGAGCUGAGAGCGCCAACGGACAGACGUAGACUGUGUGGCCGGCAUCUUGCCUAGGAAGCCGAGGGGCUCCUAGUCCGGCAGUGGAAGCAGCGCGAAGCCGGAGGACUGCAGGUCCUGCCCGGGCCCAGAGUUCCCAGCACCCUCGUUUCUGAACCAGCCAAGGCCACGGAGAACUGCUGUACUGUAGCUCACGUGUGAACCAGGUCCCCAUCGCCUUCACCCCGGGAGGAAGGCAGAUUCGUUUACCCCAGACCACCUCGACUGUGGAGUCCCGCCCCCGGAGCCGGCUGGAGCCUAGUGGCAGGCGCAGUCACGCCCUCCCGCCGGGCUCAGAUUUCGACCUGAUAUUAGGUGAACUGAUUGGGGGUUAAUGAGAGCGACGCCCCGGGCAGCUAGUCCCCUCCUAGGCCCGGGCCCGACUCCUGCUGUCUGCCAAAGCAGCCUGCGCGCUCUGGCGUCCUGUCUUAUUUGUCUGCUAAAUUAUCGGUGCACUACCGACUCCGGACACCUAGCAUUUCCCAGUCAACGUUCGCGGAUCGGGCUCCACUUCCCUAGGACAAGAUUUUUUGGUCUUCACCGGGCUGGGGCUAAGCAAGCCCUUGGAGUGACCGUGGGUGACAGCGGCUGCAGGGACUCUUGGGGCGCAUUGGGGAAAGCGCCGGACCACCAUGCCGCGGUCAUUUCUCGUCAAAAGCAAGAAGGCUCACAGCUACCACCAGCCGCGCUCCCCGGGACCAGACUAUUCCCUCCGUUUAGAGAAUGUACCGGCGCCCAGCCGAGCAGACAACACUUCAAAUGCAGGCGGGGCGAAGGCGGAGUCCCGGGACCGUUUGUCCCCCGAAUCGCAGCUGACCGAAGCCCCAGACAGAGCCUCCGCAUCCCCAGACAGCUGCGAGGGCAGCGUCUGCGAACGGAGCUCGGAAUUUGAGGACUUCUGGAGGCCCCCGUCACCCUCCGCGUCUCCAGCCUCGGAGAAGUCGAUGUGCCCAUCGCUGGACGAAGCCCAGCCCUUCCCCCUGCCUUUCAAACCGUACUCAUGGAGCGGCCUGGCAGGUUCUGACCUGCGGCACCUGGUGCAGAGCUACCGACCGUGUGGGGCCCUGGAGCGCGGUGCUGGCCUGGGCCUCUUCUGUGAACCCGCCCCGGAGCCGGGCCACCCGGCCGCGCUGUACGGCCCAAAGCGGGCUGCCGGCGGCGCGGGGGCCGGGGCGCCAGGGAGCUGCAGCGCAGGGGCCGGUGCCACCGCUGGCCCUGGCCUAGGGCUCUACGGCGACUUCGGGUCCGCGGCAGCCGGGCUGUAUGAGAGGCCCACGGCAGCGGCGGGUUUGCUGUACCCCGAGCGUGGUCACGGGCUCCACGCAGACAAGGGCGCUGGCGUCAAGGUGGAGUCGGAGCUGCUGUGCACCCGCCUGCUGCUGGGCGGCGGCUCCUACAAGUGCAUCAAGUGCAGCAAGGUGUUCUCCACGCCGCACGGGCUCGAGGUGCAUGUGCGCAGGUCCCACAGCGGUACGAGACCCUUUGCCUGCGAGAUGUGCGGCAAGACCUUCGGGCAUGCGGUGAGCCUGGAGCAGCACAAAGCCGUGCACUCGCAGGAACGGAGCUUUGACUGUAAGAUCUGUGGGAAGAGCUUCAAGAGGUCAUCCACACUGUCCACACACCUGCUCAUCCACUCAGACACUCGGCCCUACCCCUGUCAGUACUGUGGCAAGAGGUUCCACCAGAAGUCAGACAUGAAGAAACACACCUUCAUCCACACUGGUGAGAAGCCUCACAAGUGCCAGGUGUGCGGCAAGGCAUUCAGCCAGAGCUCCAACCUCAUCACCCACAGCCGCAAACACACAGGCUUCAAGCCCUUCGGCUGUGACCUUUGUGGGAAGGGUUUCCAGAGGAAGGUGGACCUCCGAAGGCACCGGGAGACGCAGCACGGGCUCAAAUGAGCACCCUGGCUGGCUGCAAGCAGCAGCUACACAACACUACGGAGGGCAACCUCCCUGCUUGCCACCACUCUGCUCCCUGCUUGCCACCACUCCCUUCUGACUUUCCAGACCCCAGGUCCAGUCUGCAGAUCCCACCAGGAUGCUCCUCCUUUGCCUUACCUCCUGGAGCUGCCAGAGGAGAUGAGGUACCUUUUCAAAGUGCAGCCGAGAGUGAGAACCAAGCGACUCUCUAGGCUUCGGACACAAAUAGGCUCCUCUACACCUGAAGACAAAGGCAAGGUCAAAUGGGGACCAGAAUAAAUCUUAGACCCCACAGUCCCUCCCAUUUCCAGCCCUAAUCUGCAGACAGGAAUGCCCUUCAGGUUUUUCCCUCCCCCUCUUGACCUACCCCAGAUAUUUGUGUGGAAGAGGAGGAAUCACCAUUUACAAGGUGGACAAAUGCUAAUUAUUUUUAUCUAGAAAGAAGAGUGAGUGUUAACUUUUAUUUUUUUUCCUUCUGGGGAGUCUGUUGACUCCUUUCUUCUGGGUGCUGCCUAUAAAUCUUGGAGGAAUCAUUUCUCCUCCUCGAAAACUGAUUCAGAAACUGACUUGGGGAAGGAAUUUAAUACUUUGAAGUCAUGAGAUGCACCAUCAAGGCUACCCCCAAGAAGGGGCAGAAGAGAAGUUGGUGAUGAGAGGGGAUUAGAGGUCCUCCCUUCAGGAGGCCUGUGAAAGCCUCAUCAGUGGAGAUAAAAGCACAAGCAAUGCCUGUGGACAAGAUGUCAUUCAUUCACUCAGCAAAUGCUCAUGGAUCAUGGGCUACCAAAGUACCAAGCACCAUGCUAGGUAUUGGGGAAGAGAGGCUGAAGUCAUAACCUCUGACUGCUCCUUAAAAGCUAACGGUUGCACCUCCAAGUGGCUGGGUCUUGGAGGGAAUUCUGAGAAGACAACACAGAAUUAUAAACCUUCCCUUUUGACCCUUUUGGAUUUUAUCAGGUGUAAAAAAAAAAAGUAGCUGAACAGUUACUUCAAAGAUAUGUGUGUAUAUUCAGUUUUUUAUUGUUAAGCUGAUAUUUUAAAGAUGUCUGAGCUAGCAGGCAUGUGGGAAUGAAGGCUCUGUCUUCAACUCUUUGAUCCUCCAUGUGUACCAUAGAGGGGGGAAAAAGUGGUAUUUUCACUUUGAUGAGGUUGGUAAAUGUUUUUAGAUCUUCUGCUAUGCAUUAUGUUUGUUAAUACAUAUUUAUUAGAGUGAUGUUUUAAGUUAAUAAAGUAUUAAGACUAU